AUGGAGCCGCUGUUGGUGCCAACCGUGCCCAAGACGAUUAGGGUGCAAGAACGCGAAUAUAACAAUGUUGAUGAGGCUGUAGUCAUAGACAAGCGAUGGACGUGCGAGAUGCACCAGGAAGAACAACAAUGCGCGAGCGAGAAAGUCGGCCUUGAAGACAAGGAUCGGGAGGAUCUAUUUUGUGUUCUUCCGAUCUUUGGAAGGACAACGAUCGGAAGAACACAAAUUUUAAGAAUACGGACAAGGAAUAUUUUUCUUAAGGUUGGAGCUGCUGAAGUGCGCCCGACGAGGAGGUGUGUUGCAGUAAUAGUUCAACCCAGCCGACAUGAGCUUAAGUCAGCCAGUCGGUUGGAUUCGUACAAGUAUGAAACUGCGCCAACGUUCGACUGA
Plasmopara halstedii is the source of this 390-nucleotide messenger RNA. RefSeq lists its product as uncharacterized. The transcript has a single exon. Bases 1 to 390 code for a protein of 129 amino acids. NCBI's taxonomy places the organism in Eukaryota, Oomycota, Peronosporomycetes, Peronosporales, Peronosporaceae. The record is from RefSeq and is a predicted model, not a curated record.